AUGCCUACCAAGAAGAAGAAGAACGUUUCUCAACGCUCUACUCAAACACGGCUUCCCUAUGCCAUAUCCAAGAGAAAGAAGGACGAAUCGUUCGAAGUCUCUCGAUCCAAGCGAGCCAGGGCCUAUUUAGUAGUCUCCGAUAGUGACAAUUCCUCCUCAGUAGAAAAUGACGAUGACGACGACAACAAGUCUUCCCAGAUCAGCACACUCGAUAGUAGUGUCACUGCUUGGAGUGACGAGGAUGAUGACGACUCUGAUACUGGAUCGGUUAUUGUCGUUGACUCAGGACCUAUUGCAAUGGCCGCUGCAACAGUUGCUGCUCCGAAUACUAAUCUUGACAAGUUGUUUAAGGAGGUUAUCCCAAUAGAGGUACACCAAAAUAUCGUCAAGUUCUUGCCCCACGAUCGAGACAUCAUACGAUACUCUCAAAUCUGUCGAAAAACUCGCAGUGCUAUGUCGGAUAGUGUCUGGCGUUAUCGAUUUCUGGAGAAAUUUGAUGCAGUACCCGAUGCGCCUGUAGAACUUUUGAGGGAGAAGUAUCAGGUCAGACACAAGACCACCAAGCUCUACACCAAAUUCGAAUUCAACAAGUACCGGUACCUUCCUAGUGCAGAUAUCGCACGAAUCGAAAGGGCGCAAGAAAAGGUCCUUGAUAUGCUCCAGAACCUCAUAAUUGAAUCCGAUGCCCACAAAAGUUAUGACGACAACGGCGAUGAGAUGAUUGUAAGUCGCAACAUUGACUACAUUAGGCAAUAUGUUGAAGGAUCCUUCGUAUCGGGCACAACUCAUGCUGGAGAUAUAAUUGAUAUCAUUGAUUCCAUUGCGAAAACUCGUAAUGAGUGGGACCUGAAAGCUAUCUGUUCAGUUGAUAGUAGUGCCAAUACCCGGGUGUUGUUGAUUCAACUAUGCUUGACAUCCAUUUCUUGGGACCCAAGAUAUUGCACAAAUACAAUCUCUCAGUUCGACUUGUCCCAGUUGGAGGUUUACGCACCACCAGCGAGACAACCAUUGUUUCUCGGGAAAUGGAAGGGUGACCUCAACGUCCGUUGGUGUUUACAUGUGGCGAAUUUCUUCAAGUUUCACCUCAAAGCUGGAAAGGGUGAAGGACUUCUCGCUCAUGCCUAUGCCGAACUUGAACAAAGUCAAUUGCCACAACCAUGGUUGGGUCGAUUGAAGUCGGGAACACAAAAGCUAGGAAGCCAUUGGAAAGGAGCCUAUUACGAGCUGGAGAAGAAACCUGACGACGGUCCUUACUCGGAUGAACUAGAUGGUGGGGAGUCAUUUCAGGAUAUAUCUCUAUUUUUCGACGACCAGAUUUUCGGAAAGCAACAUUGGCCCAAGUCGUGGGAAACAAUUCUUCAUAGUGAUCCAUUCUCCAACGCUGCUCCUGAGCCCACCUCUCAACGUCGUACUUCGAGACGCACUACUCGGUCGAAAAAGGACUUCAAGAAACCAAAAGAGAACCCGAACCCAGGCGUGGAGUACUUUUACGGUUCUUCAAAUGACUCUUCCUCGACUGCCCAUUUCUAUGGAGCUGUACAUGGGAUUCCUCCACAGCAUGGGAUUCCUGGCUUUCAAAGAAUUACCAUCAUGAAGUUUUUCUCGGAUCGGAAUGGGUUCCAUGAUCCAGGACAGUCUUGGGGCUAUGAAGGUUGUGUUUUACCUGGUGGUCGCAUCAUUGUUGGUCGAUGGUUCGAUGCGCAAUCUCAUUCUUCUAGGGAUGUGAUGUCAGGACCGUUCAUUUUCUGGAAUACGGAUGAGAGUGAUGCAACAGAGCCCAUUGAUGGCAAGGAAGCUUUGAAGUUUCUCAAACUCUUGAAGCUCUACAACCAUUGUUAGCUUGUGCCUUUGCGGGCUAACCACAUUUUAUUUAAUGAUUUGCCACGACUUUUCAGUGCCGGUCACAUCUAACACAAUAAGAUGGGGAUUAAGUUCCUCGACAUAAGGCUAUCAAUUAACGAUUCUUGUGAUGAAUCGAUCCAAGAUCAUGAGCAUAUUUUCAAAGCAUCAGCGCAGCAGCAGCAAGCAUACCGUUCCAACAUAUCCGACACAUUGGCCGGCGACAAAUAGUGAAACAUAGAAUCUUAACGCAACUCAAUAACUUCUUUUCGUUUUAAGAAACAGUAUUAUUUUGGACCAACAAUAUGGAUAUUUUUCAUAGUUAACAACGAACCUCGGGCAUCGUUUACUAGCAAUUCUUUUCAUUUCGAUUUGCACAUAUUUAACCAACUUUCGACAUUCUUUUCAGACAGAUAUUCUUCAACAAACUUUCGGUAUUCUCUUUUCAAAAAUAAGUUUGGCGCAAUUUUCUUUCCUUGAUUCAAUUUUCAUAUUAAUUUUUUUCUUUGGAAGGGACGGGGCAGUAGGGAGGGAAGUGGGUGGAUUGAUUUGCAAA
Messenger RNA from Botrytis sinoallii, 2395 nucleotides. RefSeq lists its product as uncharacterized. Gene Ontology annotation, molecular function: protein binding. The coding region runs from base 1 to 1839 and encodes 612 amino acids. The transcript has 5 exons. The record is from RefSeq and is a predicted model, not a curated record. NCBI's taxonomy places the organism in Eukaryota, Fungi, Ascomycota, Leotiomycetes, Helotiales, Sclerotiniaceae.